CCAGACAGCCAAAAUUUCCUCGCCCGCACCAUUCUAUCCACCAUCGCUGUCUUCUUCCUCUUCUUCUUCCGGUCCAGUCCAGACUUCCCAGUUCAAAAAUUCCCAGUCUCGCGCUCGAACAACAAACCCUAGACGCAGUGCGGUCCGGUCCGCCGCCGGCGGAGCUCCCUGACACCCCCUGCCGGAUCCGCGCGCGGAACAUGCGGGAUCUGGGCCCAUGGCGACCGGCCCCGAUCUGACCUCCUCCUCGCCCGCUGCCGCCGCCGCCGCGUCGUCGGUGGCAGCCAAGAAGGACCGCCACAUCGUCAGUUGGAGCGCUGAGGAGGAUGACGUGCUUCGUGCUCAAAUCGCACACCAUGGAACUGAUAACUGGACAAUUAUAGCCACACAAUUCAACGACAAGACUGCCAGGCAGUGCAGGCGAAGAUGGUACAAUUACUUGAACACAGAGUGUAAGAAAGGUGGGUGGUCCCGUGAAGAGGACAUGCUUUUGUGUGAGGCUCAAAAGCUUCUUGGUAAUAAAUGGACUGAAAUAGCGAAGGUUGUCUCGGGCAGAACUGAUAAUGCAGUGAAGAAUCGUUUUUCUACUCUAUGCAAAAGGCGGUCCAAGGAUGAUGAGUUAGUUGAGGAAAAUGGUUCUCUAUGUUCCAAUGAAAAUGCAAAGAGAGUGCUGACACAAACUGGUGACCUCACAUCUAGUAUACCUGGCUCCUCACUAUCUAUUAAGCAGAUGAGGUCUCGCAAGCCAGAUUUCAAGGAGAACAUGGCACCUAAUAUGAGGUCAUUUGGUCAAGAGAAGAGCAUACAGCAACAUUCCCGGCAACCACUUGCAAACAUUUCUCCAAACAAUCAGCAUAAUGUGAAUAUUGUGGGAACCCAAAAUGAUUUUGCUAAAGACUCGACAAUGCAAUUACAUGGCAAUGGACAGACUUGUGUGAAGAAUGAGGGUAAUUUUUUGAAAAGCAAUGACCCAAAAUUUGCUACCUUACUGCAGCAAGCUGACUUGCUUUCUUCGCUAGCAACAAAACUGAAUACUGAAAAUACAAGCCAAAGCAUGGAUGAAGCCUGGCAGCAACUACAACAUCAUUUGGUUAAGAAAGAGGAUAAUGAGAUGUUAGAGAGCAGCAUCUCUGGAACAGCUUCCCUGCUAGAGGAGCUUGACGAUUUAAUUGUAGAUCCCUAUGAGAAUGAAGAGGAGGAUGAACGGAAGUCAGUGGAGCAGAAUGAACAGACUGAUGUGAGCAGUAAACACUCCAAUGGUCCUUUGGAAACUAGCAUGCAAGUAACAUCACAAAUGGCUCUUGAUAUGGAAAUUGAUAUUUGCCCAAUAGAUAAGAGCACACCAGAUAAUAGUCUUUGUGGAAACUUCCUAUCUAGUACUCCAGCAUCUGUAAACUUGGGUGAGGCUGCCGAAGACAGUGGACUUUACUGCAUGGAAUACAGUUCUCCUGCUCAUGCAGUUUUACAAGCUAAAGCAGAUGCUGAAAUACCAGCAGCCAAAAUUUUGAGUGAGGCUGCCGAAGGUAGCUGGUCUCAAUUUAUGGAGUACACGUCUCCUGCUCAGACAGUUGUGCAUGCUAAAGCGGAUGCAGAAAUACCAGUUUCCAUAAGCUUGAGUGAGGCUGCCGAGGGUAGCUGGCAUCAACGUAUGGAAUACAUGUCCCCUGCGCAUACACUUCUGCGAGCUAAAGCAGAUGCAGAGAUACCAGCAUCUGUAAACUCAAGUGAGGCUGCCAAAGAUUGCAGUCUUCAGUGUACAGAAUACACCUCUCCUGCUCAUACAGAUUUGCGAGCAGCAGAUGUAGAAAUAUUAGAUACUUCUAGCGAGAUUGCCCAAGAUUGCAGCCUCAAAUGUAUCAAAUUUACCUCCCCUGCUCACACAGCAAUCGAAGGUAAAGCAGAAGCAAAAAUGCCAGCUUUGGAGAACUGCAGCGAGGUUCCCAAAGAUAGCAGCACACAACCAGGCAUGGAAUUCACCUCUCCUGCUCACACAGUCCCAACAUUCCAACGAUACACCGAUGAUGUGCCAACUCCAAAAAUUACUGCCAGUGAGAGGAAUUUUCUGUUGUCUGUGCUUGGGUUGACCUCACCGGGGUCGAAGCCAGACACUUCUCAGCAGCCUUCUUGUAAAAGGGCCCUUCUUAAUAGCCUUUGAAAGGGGUAUAUAUAUCUUUUUCAUGCAAAUACAUUUUGCAUUUUAGCUUUGCAUGGGAUCCAACUUCAAGCCUGCCAUGCUCCUCAGCAUCUAUACUUUGGGUCCCCCAGAUGUGAUUUUUUCUAGGGUAGUUCUCCCUACUCCUAUUUGACUGAAGUGUGCCUAGGUCAUGUAGUCCUUGUCUAGUAUUCCAGUUGUUUGUAUAAGGUCUCGAUAGUUUGGUUUGUUUGUUUUUUGUACAUAUCGCAUUGGCGGUGUUGUAGUAGCAUACAGAAUUUGAGAAGGGGUGAUGGUACCCUUAAGAGUUUACAGCUUGUAUUCAAAAUAUAGAAUAAGGUAUUCUUUGUGUAAUUAACUCUUUGUAACUCUUAUAACCGCCGCGGAAUAUAUUGGCUUGGUUUGGUGUGUGAUGUAAGUGAUGUAAUGGACUAAUGGACACAUGCGCUUGAAUGAACAAUAUGUUUCUUCGGCUGGUUU
Molecule: messenger RNA, 2632 nt
Organism: Brachypodium distachyon (stiff brome)
Lineage: Eukaryota; Viridiplantae; Streptophyta; Magnoliopsida; Poales; Poaceae
Product: transcription factor MYB124
Exons: 12
Coding region: 218-2155 (645 amino acids)
Biological process (GO): regulation of DNA-templated transcription
Cellular component (GO): nucleus
Molecular function (GO): DNA-binding transcription factor activity, RNA polymerase II-specific; RNA polymerase II cis-regulatory region sequence-specific DNA binding
Source: RefSeq, a predicted model, not a curated record